AUGUCUGAUAUCAAAUCCGAGCCUCUUCCGUCUACCUACCGCGCUCUCAUGUGCUCCGGCGUUGGCGAACCUCUCACCAUACAAACCCUUCCAAUCCCAGAUGCUGUCCCAGGAAGCGUCAUUGUCCGCAUCCUGGCAAGUAGUGUUCACACAGGAAUAGAGCAAAUGCUCGCUGGCAAGGUUGCAGGCCUAUCAAUCCCCACUCCUUUCGUCCCUGGCACCAGGGCAAUCGGGCGUGUCGCCAUCGCCGGACCCGACACCACCUCCCUUGAAGUCGGCCAGCUGGUUCUCCUCGAGCCUUUUAUUCGUGGCCGUGAUGACCCAAACGUGCAGUUCCUCUGGGGCUUCGGCGUCUUCGGUACCAACCCCAAGGCGCUGAAGCUGAUGGAAGGCACGUGGCGCGAUGGUCUAUUCGCCGAAUACGCACGAGCUCCUCUCGAGAACUGCUUCGCGCUGGACGAGAGACUCCUCCUAGGCAGCCCGGCUGCCGGUGGUCUGGGUUACUCUGUCGCUGAUCUCACCUUACUCUCGACACAUGUCGUGGCUUAUGGCGGGUUCAGAGGCAUCGAUCUCAAAGCUGGGGAAACCGUCAUUGUCGCACCGGCCACGGGGGUCUUCAGCGGCGCAGCAGUUGAAGUAGCCUCCGCACUAGGCGCUCGAGUUCUUGCCGUAGGCCGGAAUAUCGAGGCAUUGCAGGAGAUCGCAGCUCGCAACGCAAGGGUCAGCAUCGUGCAGCUGAAAGGCAACGUCGAAGAGGAUCUUGCGAGUCUGAAGAAAUUCGGCCCCAUUGACGCUUACCUUGACAUCUCGCCGCACUCUGCUAGCGACUCGACGCAUAUCCGGACUUGUCUUAUGGCCGUUAAGCCUUAUGGUAGGGUGUCGCUGAUGGGCACUGUUGCGAAGGAUAUCGCUAUCCCGUAUGUGGUGGCCAUGCUGAAUAACCUGACGAUUCGCGGACAGUACAUGUAUGAGAGGGACGAUGUGAGAGGAAUCAUCAAGCUUGCUGAGGCGGGCGUGCUGAAGCUUGGAAAGGAGGCGGGGCAUAGGAUCGAAGGACGGUUCCCGCUUGAGGAGUGGGAGAAAGCUUUUGAGGUUGCGGCGCAGAACCCAAGGGUUGGGAAGUCAGUCAUCUUUACUCUAUAG
Amorphotheca resinae ATCC 22711 is the source of this 1143-nucleotide messenger RNA. RefSeq lists its product as hypothetical. The coding region runs from base 1 to 1143 and encodes 380 amino acids. The record is from RefSeq and is a predicted model, not a curated record. Gene Ontology annotation, molecular function: oxidoreductase activity. Gene Ontology annotation, cellular component: mitochondrion. Lineage: Eukaryota; Fungi; Ascomycota; Leotiomycetes; Helotiales; Amorphothecaceae. The transcript has a single exon.